Messenger RNA from Corvus hawaiiensis (hawaiian crow), 2049 nucleotides. RefSeq names its product keratin 18 (gene KRT18). Gene Ontology annotation, biological process: intermediate filament cytoskeleton organization. Gene Ontology annotation, molecular function: structural molecule activity. NCBI's taxonomy places the organism in Eukaryota, Metazoa, Chordata, Aves, Passeriformes, Corvidae. The record is from RefSeq and is a predicted model, not a curated record. Gene Ontology annotation, cellular component: keratin filament.
UGGACAGGACGAGCUCUCCCCCCUCGCCACCCCCCCACCCCCAGGGGGACCCCCAGGAAUGGGGAGGGUGGUGCCCACCAGCCCCCGGGGUGUGGGGGUCGCUGUGAGCUGGGGGGGGUCAGUAGGGUGAUGUGGGGCUGGCUAUGGGGACCCGAAAAUGUGUGCGGCUCAUCCCGAACACCCCCCCGUACCCUACAGUUCUGGGACCGACCCCCAUCCCUUCGUCUCCCACCCCCACAGUUCUGGGUCAGACCCCUUUCCACCCACCCCCGCACACCCCACAAGUUUUGGGGUUUGAUUCCCUUCCCCCUGCCCCUGCACUCCCCGAUUCUGGGUCAGACCCCCAAACCUCUGCCCCACUUCCUACGUGUUUUGGGGCUGAUUCCUUUCCCUCACACCACACUCCCCAAGUUCUGGGGUCGAUCCCCUUCCCCUGUCCCCCCCACUCCCAGUUGUGGGGCCGAUCCCCGCAGGAACAAAGCCCUGGGCCGGCUCCAGCCGCACCUUCCCGGGAGCGGGGCCGUGGGGAGGUGCCGUGGGGCCGCUCCCGGCUAUAAAUCCCGGCCAGAAUUCCCGCCCGGAAUUCCAUCCGUGCGUCCGUCCGUGCAGCUCUCGGGCUCCCGCCGUCGCGUCUCCGUCCCCAUGAGCUUCUCCCGCCGCACCGUCUAUUCCAGCUCCGUCCGCUCCGGCGGGAUCGGGACCCUCGGGACCCCUGGGAUCGCCCCCGGCCGCCGCUUCGCCCCUCUGGGCAGCGCCGCGAGCGUGUACGCGGGGGCGGGGGGCGCGGGGUCCCGCAUCUCCGUCACCCGCACCCUGAGCAGCGCCGGGGGGGCCUUUGGGGCCGGUUAUGGGGCCGGUUAUGGGGCCGGCCUGGGGGGCAGCGCCUUCCUGGGGAGCUCCGGGGCCGUGGCCAACGAGAAGGAGGCGAUGCAGGACCUCAACGACCGCCUGGCCGCGUACCUGGAGCAGGUGCGGAGCCUGGAGCGGGAGAACCGGCGCCUGGAGACCCAAAUCCGGGAGUUUGUGGCCCAAAAGGGGCCCAGCACUCACGACUGGAGCCCCCAAUGGGAGCUGAUCGAGGAGCUGCGGGACAAGAUCCUGGAGACCACGGUGGAGAACGCACGGACGGUGCUGCAGAUCGACAACGCGCGGCUGGCAGCCGACGACUUCCGAGUCAAGUUCGAGGCGGAGCUGGCCAUCCGGCUGUCGGUGGAUGGCGACAUCGCGGGGCUGCGCAAGGUCCUGGACGACACCAACAUGACGCGGCUGCAGCUUGAGGGGGACAUCGAGGCCCUGAACGAGGAGCUGAUCCUGCUGCGCAAGGACCACAACCAGGAAGUGCAGGACCUGCGAGCACAGGUCUCACAGUCGGCGCUGACGGUGGAGGUGGAUGCACCGCAGUCGCAGGAUUUAGGGAAGGUCCUGGGGGAGCUGCGGGCUCAGUACGACGCCCUGGCCCAGAAAAACCUGGAGGACCUGGAGAAGCAGUGGGGGCAGCAGAUCACGGAGACCACCCUGGAGGUGACGCAGAGCACAAAGGACCUGGACACGGCACGAGGCACUGUCGGGGCCCUGCGUCGCUCACUGCAGACGCUCGAGAUCGACCUCGAGGCCCUGCGCAACCAGAACGUGGGUCUGGAGGCGGCGCUGGCCGAGGCCGAGGCCCGGGCCGGGGCUCGCCUGGCGCAGGUGCAGCUCCAGGUGAGCGCGGCCGAGGCGGAGCUGCGGGACCUGCGGGCGCAGCUGCAGCGGCAGAACGAGCAGCACCGGGAGCUGCUCGGCCUCAAGGACCGGCUCGAGGCCGAGAUCGCGACAUACCGGCAGCUGCUGGAGGGGGGCGAUGGCUUCAGCCUGAGGGAUGCCCUGGACAAGGAGACCACGGCCACCACGGCGGGGACAGGGACCACCCAGCGUGUGGUCACCGAGACCAGGGAGGUGAAGGUCCGCACAUACUGAGGGGGUCAUGGGGCAUACCCGGCCUCCGAAACCCGGGGGGGCCCCCCGAGCCCCUCCAGAUCCAAAUAAAGUGCUGAUUCCCCACGAACGGGA